UCGAGACUUCAUAUUGUGUUAUACGUUCCGGACUUGCGAACUUUACUACCGCUCGCGAGAAUAAUUGAUAAGAUUGUAAUGUAAUUUCUGAUAAACAGACAGCGGAAGUAAUACGAGGAAACGGUGACGUGUUGUUAUUAUGCGAUCGGAUAAACGAUCUGCAUAUCCUACACGGGAACAGGAACACGAAACUACUGCGCAUGCGGUUGAGGAAAACAUGCAGCCGUAUUUGGAUCCACGAGUAACUGAAUCCGAGGGAAAAGCAAGACACUUCAGUACAUUUAUUUACGACUGCACAAGAUGGUGCGAAGUUCGUUUGCCAAGGAGUAGAUCUAAUGGCCGCGCAAUAAGGAGCAGUGCAGGCACUAAUGAUCGUAGAAGCUAUACAGACGGCACAGCUACACAUCCAUUAGGGGAAAGCGAGAGAAAGAGGAAGGAAAAGGAAGGCACGGGAUAUAGAGUGCCAUAAAACAGUCAGGUGGAGGGACCACUGAUCUGGUACGGGGGCAGAGGCCACGCAGAAAUUUUUAUAAAUGUGAGUGUGAUAGUAAUAAAGAAAAAUAGAAAUAGAAGAAGG
Molecule: messenger RNA, 577 nt
Organism: Ceratina calcarata
Lineage: Eukaryota; Metazoa; Arthropoda; Insecta; Hymenoptera; Apidae
Exons: 3
Coding region: 140-469 (109 amino acids)
Source: RefSeq, a predicted model, not a curated record